CAGUAAAUUUCUGAAAUCACGUGCUUAUCGUCGUACAGUAGACAUCUUAAUUUAUUGCUUUUUAAUAAUUUGGUGAUAUUUUUGAUUGCUUAUCAGUGAGAUUUCGUGAUAAGACUCAAGUGAUUAUGUGACAUAAGAAAAGGAGCUGGGUUGAGUUUCGUCACCGCUUCCGCAAUUGCAUGUGAUUGAUAUAAAACACGAGGUGUGACAGAGUGUAGUGUUAUUUGUAUUUUUAUUGAUCCGAGCGGUGGUGACAUACCCGAGUAGGAAUAAAAAUGAUGUUGGAGCUCUUGUAAUCUGAUGUAUAAACAAAACAAAAAGACUCUACCGUGCUGCUCCAGAGAUCCACGUUUUUGCUAAUCCCGAUCUAGCUUCCGGCGUGGACGACACCGACGACUACGAGCUGGCAGUUAGUUAGUGUGACGGCUUAUGGUGGCAGAGAUUCGCUAGGGAAGAAUAAAUACACCCGAUUAUGCUGCAAAGAGCUAACUAAACAGUGACGGAUUUUCGUGUGUGUUUUCUUCUGGCAAGGAUUUGGAUGGUGAUAAUUUGGUUGUAGUGUUUGGUGUAGAUUAUUUUCAGUGAACCCAGCAGCGUGCUGCGAUCGAUGGGUGCGAGCUAGUGAUGCACGGUUGUGUAAAAUACAUCAUCCUUUGUCGCAAGCAAAGAGAAUAGUUUCCUAGGUUGUGGUUGUUAGUAUUCAACGGAACCUGAACCAAAACAUUCAAAAUGGCUACAAACGAAAACCAUAAUUUGCUGGAUUCCAGGAAAAAUGGUUCCAUUAGUGUAGUUGGAGGAAAAGGGCUCAGCCAUGAAACGGAAAAAGCACCAUUCCUUCCUGCGCAACCCGUCCGGCUUACCCCGGCUUGGGAGGAAAAUAACCUGCCCAACGAUGAGCUUAAUUUCAAAGGGUUGACCAUGGAACGGGCCAACAUGGAACUGCAUCCACCCCGGGACAAACUACUACUCGUCUUCCUGACGCUCAUGAUUCACGGCGUCGGCACGCUGAUGCCUUGGAAUAUGUUUAUCACUGCCAAAUCGUAUUUUGUAGAUUACAAGCUCAAUCAGAACUAUACUGGAGUGGAAUCCGAGUAUGGUACCUAUUUUCUGUCCUACGUUGGAUUUGCGUCGCAGGUUCCUAACCUACUGUUCAACUGGUUGAACAUUUUCAUGAAUCUUGGAGGAAACCUGACGAAGCGCAUCGUCUACAGUAUCCUGGUUGAGGUGAUUGUGUUCGUUGUGACGGUGGUGCUGGCGAUGAUCGAUUCCUCCGAAUGGCCGGGCGCCUUCUUCUGGAUCACCAUGAUAACGGUUGUAAUUUUAAACAUGGCCGGCGGCAUCUAUCAGAAUACCGUGUACGGUAUGGUGGCCAAGCUACCAUUCAAAUACACCGGAGCAGUUGUGCUCGGAUCGAACAUCAGCGGUACUUUCGCAUCAAUCAUUGCCAUCCUCAGCUCACAGUUUGCGUCCUCGGUGCGAACCGCCGCUAUUUACUACUUCAUCACGGCGAUGUUUGUGCUGUUGCUGUGCUUCGAUACCUACUUCGCAUUGCCUUUGAAUAAAUUCUACCGCUACCACGAAAUGCUGAAAGAAAAAGAGGCCGAAACAAACAAGCGAGCCGGGAUUAAUGUUGAUGGCCGACCUCCCUACUGGACCAUUUUCAAACAGGCGUUCCCGCAGUUGUUCAAUGUGUUCUUCGUCUUCUUCAUCACGCUGUCGGUAUUUCCGGCGGUGCAUUCAGACAUCAAACGGCUCGAUUCCGAGUUUUUGGUUGGGGACGAUCUGUACGUGACCAUAACAUGCUUUCUGACCUUCAACGUAUUUGCCAUGCUGGGUAGCUUAACAACGUCCUGGGUGACCUGGCCCAAACCGAAACACCUGGUGUGGCCAGUGGUACUCCGUGCCGUGUUCCUUCCACUGUUCCUGUUUUGCAACUAUCGUCCACUUGGCAUUGAACGAGUGCUUCCGAUCUACAUCGAUAACGACUGGGUCUACUGGGGAGUGGCCGUCGUGAUGGCCUAUAGUUCCGGUUACCUCAGCUCUCUGGGUAUGAUGUACACCCCGCAAUCCGUUGAAUCGCAGUACGCCGUCACGGCAGGAAUGUUCGCUGCAGCCAUGCUUAUCACUGGCAUCUUCUGUGGCAUACUGUUCUCGAUGGUUUUCCCAAUGAUCGUCCGGUACAACUUCCUCGAGUGGUUGCACUAGGGCUGGCGCUGGGGCGUUGGCAUGCUGACAUUGGACAGCUAGAUCAACCCUCUGCCCACGUCACCAGGCAUCCCUCGGGGGAUGCAACUGGUGAGCGUUGCACUCGACAGGUCAUCCGCUCUGAGGGGCAACUCAUUCUUAUGCUCAAUUUUUUUUUAAAUUGAUUCUAAUUUUCGAUUUCAUGUUUUCAUUUGCGUUCACCCCUGAAAGCUAAACCAAAUUUUCAAGCAAAUCCACUCCUGAUGAGAAAACAGGUAUACUUGGCCAGCAAUUAAACCAAAAUUUAGAGCGACAAUUCGUCAAAGAUUAACUUUAUGAAACGAUAUCUUCAAAUAGAAAAAAUCAAAUUUGAAACCGCAAACUGAUAGAUUACUUUUAAUUUGUAAUUGAUUUAUCGUAGUGUUUUAUAAAGUUUACAUCCUAUUCGUAUAGCAAAGUAAAUCAAUUUACUUUCUGUUCGUAGGAAAGACUUCAUUAAAGUUCUCAUUUUUUGUAAACCAUUGCUUUAGCCUUUUAGUUGUAAAAUAGAUUUACUUUAAUUAAGUUCAAUACAGUUUAGGUUUGUAGUACUGUUGCCGUUUUACUAGAAAGUAUAUUUUUAUACAAAUGUGUAAUUCUUUUCACACUUUCUUGAAGAAUGUUCCAUCAUACGAUUUUACACCAAUCUGACAACCUCGCAAAAUGAGAAGGAUGAAUUUUGUUUAACAAACCAACACAGUUGCAACAAGUAUCGACUUAACCUUUAUACGUAUACGAAAUUGUAGUGUGUGCGAGUUAGAUUAUUUAACCUGGUUUAACCUCACUUUCCUAGCGGACCCCACACGAGACAAGGAUAUUGUCAAUAAGAAUAUUGACAAAAAGUUUUAUCAAUCUAUCAAUCCUAUUUAAAUUCUACAGAAUCAACAUUUUCAAAAUGACCUUACACCAUCAAUAUAUUGAUCAAUAUAUUAUUUAUUGUUAAUAUUUCUGGUCGUGUCGUGCAAUCAAUUCAACCUCAAAAUCUCACUAAUACAACCAGCCCGCAAACCAUGGUAAGAGGUUAUCCGCUGUAUUCAAAUCCAAGUAGGGCUAACACGAACUUAUUUUAACCGCGGGUGAGAUUCAUUAGACAUUUCCGGGUGGUUGGUCUAGAUAAAAGAAAUUCAUCCGUUACAUUCAAGUCAUCAAGCUUACAAUAAACGCAACUGUCAGCGCUAAUAUGAAAACAACAAAAAAUUAUACUAUUUCGUCUAAUCAUCAAAAUCAUUCUGCGCAAUUUCUCAAACGAACAGGUACGGACCGCCCUAUCUUAUCCAACCUGAGCUGGCAAGCAGCGCUUGAAGAGUCUUUGUUGGUGUCAGUGCAGAAACGCUUGGUACUAGCAAUCCAGUACACCUGCUCCUGUUGCGUUUAUUGAACUUGGGGUACAGUCAUUCCCUUGGGCUGCUCUCUUCGUUACACUUCCGUGGACUCCUGGAUGUUUCAAGAAAUUAUCCGAAAUGACUCACCUGUUGGCGAUGGACAUUUGUCGGCCAUUUAUCAAUUGUCCCAAAUUGUGUCCGGCGAUUGAGUCAUAGUCCACAAAAGUCCUGGCGCAACAACGGACUCAAUGUUUGCAGCAUCCUAACCAACAAGACUAGGAGCCCUCCCUUGUUAACACGAACCAACUACCAACAGAUAUUCAACGCCUAAUACCGUACCAAGCAGGACGGCUGAGUGACCAGUUAACAGAAUCCUGGCGGGCCUCGCACUUUGUCUCCAACCAAUGUACUCGGUCAUAUUACUAGAAACAGCGGCAAUCGUGCUCACCAUCUCCUACAAGCCAGACGAUGUUUCAGUCGUUAUCAGCCCUCAGAGUCUUCGUAGCUAUCCGAAUUGCCUGUCAUUAUGCUAUCGAAGAAAAUGAAAAGGUCGAGCAACUUCUUGCUCUGAUUCGAACUGCUCGAGUUACGAAACGACAGUGAUAGCAGAACGCACCAAAGAAUACUAUCCAGAUUUCCUACGCGAUUUUCAAGCGAUACUCAUCCACAUAUUCAACGGUUACAUAUAUAGUUACAUUUUUUCUUAAUUUCUAAUAUGUAGAGUAGAAUGGGGUCAUAUAGGCAUAGGGGUACAAUAGGUAUAUAGCAAUAUCUUUGCUACGUUAUUGCCGAGGUCGCUCGUGCUGCGUGACUUAGAUACAUGGUACAGAACAUCGUUGCCGACUGUCAUUUAGGCUGUUGCUGUGGAUUAGCUGUAUUAGUUACAGCGUUGUUUAUGUUUUCGCGUGGAUGACAAUGUGCGCAAAGGGCGCGCUGAUCUGCUGUCGUCUGGGUUGCCUUGCUGAGCUGAUCUUGUAAGUUGCAUCAACGUACCCCUACUCGUCAGGCUAGUGCUCUUCAGCCUCCCUUAUCUAACGCACGUCCAACACAGCAAGCUUAGCUACCAGUUCACGAAGUAUGCCUGUUGUAGUUUGUGCAUCAGCCAUCCUUAUACGUCCGUCUGGUCCCGGAAAAACUUAAACGACACGAUUCCUUAUCCACCCAUUGCGCACAUUCUCAUCCACAAUCACCACCAGCUCUUCCACCUGUACUGGCCUUGUUUCUUCGUACCAUUUUGUUCGUCUUGUUAAAACUGGAAGGUACUCCCGGAUCCAACGCUUCCAAAAUAGAUCCGUCAAGUGUUGCACGUGUCUCCAAUUGCAGCGCAGAGUUAAUAUUACAUCAACCGGCAUUGUUGAAGGUUCAGAAAUGCCGUUUGAACUCAAAAUCUGAAAACGAUUAUGAGUCAAAGCCUCCUCAUCUGCAGCUUCUAGUGUCAUGAAUGUUAGGGCUCGAGAGUUAAUGAUGAACUCCGCUUCUGCUAACAGCGUAAUUAAUGAUUCAUCAUUGGGCUAUUUAUCCAUUAGAAGAGCAAAGAUUGCCAUUUUAACCAUUCGUUCCCAUGCUCCACCCAUAUGAGAAGAAACGGGUAGGUUGAAGCGCCAACGGGUGUUCGUAUUCGUGAAGAAUUUCCUUCUCUAGGUCUCUACUGGCCCCUAUGAAAUUGAUGCCCAUAUCCUGGAUAAUCUCCAGAAUGUGGCUCUGUGAGGUAUGGAUCGUCAUACCGCCAAUUUGCAUGCUUCAGUGGUCAGGCCGUAGACUACCUCCAGGUGUACUGCUCGUACGGUGAGACAGGUGACCCACCGUUUCUGGUUUGUUAGGCCCGCUCGGAUGAGUGUUGGUCCAAAAUAAUCCGAUCCUACAUAAGUAAAGGGUUUAACGUAGGUAGUCAAACGCGCGGCGGGUAGCGGUACCAUCCUAGGUACAUUAGGUGAUGCCCGAUAAAUCUUACACCAAGGACAUGUUUUGCGAACAGUCAUAACAGUUGUGCGAAGUCUAUGAAUGUUAAAUCGCCGUUUCACUUCGUUCACAACCGUUUUUUAGCGGACAUGUCCAUACUUUCUAUGGUACUAGUCCAGCAACAGUUUCGUAAUCACAUGGUUUUUCGAAAGUAUUACGCCAUCCAUCCCAGUUGAUCUAAAUUCAACCCCAGCCGAGGUCAUUGAGGUGAAAAAAUCUGUGGUCACGUCUUCCUUCGGAAGGGAAAUAAAGCCGUUGGUCCUUGGUCCAUAAGUUUGAUGGUUUGAUAUCUUGUCCAGAUAGUGGAGUCACCUCUCUGGUAAAGAAUUGCACCCCUAUAUUUAUUAACAAAUAUCCUCCUCCAGUGAUACUUUGUGGAGUGCGCAGUAGUAUACAUGGUCUCUAGCAAAAGCAAGUAUCGGACUAACAUCCCUUUCCUUCCGCUAUCUACGUUCAAGCCUGACCGGCGCCGGGAUUGAUCAAUACACUUUAGGAUUACCAAGAGUUGCCCAUUGAAAGAGGUUACGCUACUCCCAAGCGAAAUAUGCUGAUUCCUAGUGCAACUUCAGCUAGUCCAGAUCGAUAACGGAGUAGUAGCCAGGGGUGGUCGCACAAGCUCAAGCUCGUUCAGCUUUGUAUUCUGGACGUAAUAAAGAUGCACAAUUAUUGAUCGCUUCUCCUCGUAGUUUCCGUUGACAGUUGUCCACGAAUUUAUAGGUAUACGACACGGUCCGCAGCAGUCGUUCCUAUUUCGAAAAUCUCUGAAUAUCGACAAGUGUAAGUUGUUCUAGGUGAUGAGAAACGUGCCUCAAACGGAGUUCUUCAGAUGUGUCCACAGCAUGUGAUCCUAGUGUUGGCCACUGAGAUUCUGGUUUACAGAGAAACUCUGGUCUGCAGAACCAGCGAUCGUUUGCACAGAAGUUAAGUCCUUUUCCUACAUUUGGUGGCUUUAUCGGCUACAUUUUCAGCAGUUGCUACCCAUCAUUCAUUCAUUCACAGUCUAUUGUGCCAAGAUAUCGCUGACUCCGAAGGUUGCGAACGGAGUAUAAAGCCGGGGUUCCAUGCACCUAAUCCAAGAUAGCACUGGUGUAGAAUCACUCCAGAAAAAUCGUUGGGCGAUCGCCAGAGAAUGGCCCUUUUCGACAUUUGCGGACAAACGGCAGCCCAGCACUGCAGCUGGCAGCUCCAAACCAGGGAUUGUCAGAGCUUUCAAACGGUCCACCUUCGAUUUAGAUGCGACGAAUACUCCGAUCUUCGAUACGGAAGUAUACGGCACGGGUCGAUUAUGGCUUGUGCUGCUUUUGAAAACAGGUUGAUCCAUAUGUAGCUUUAUCCAUCACAAAUUGAUGUUCAUGGCUGAGGGUAUUCGCAGGGUACCCAACCGGAAGGAUGGCCAUCAAGCACGACUUGGCCAUUUCGUUGAAGGUUGGGCGCUGCUCAGUUUUUAGUUUCUAUCUAGGAUCCUGACCUUUAAUAUUUUUCGGUUGCGGUUUCUUCCUGCACCCACCAUUAUUCGGCGACUUCAUGUACGUUGAACGGGUUUGUGACCGUUUCUCUGCAGUCACCUAUAGCGUUUUUUCGCCGCUCCGCUUAAGUGACGAGUUCUUCCUGUUCCUCUUGUUUUAUUCUCGGAGCCCUCCGAUACACCCGUUGCUCCACCGGAUUGGUCUAUGUCCUUCCUGGUCACUGUCCGAUCCUCGUCUCUAACACAUCAUCCUCCCACGAGCCAAGUUUGCAGCUCUCCAAGUUUGCUUUCCGCGCAAUCCUUCUCCUCUUCCACCUUCAUCGUCGCAACCUCCUUCAAACUCAUGUUUACAGUGUUCUUAGUGUUUUCCGUUUUGUUCCCACGAAUAGCUUGGGAAAGAAAGUCAACUCUGUCAGAGCCUCGCUUGACAGGGUAAGGGCAAAAAUACUGUGGGGUACGCCCUAGGAUUGGGGCCCACACUGUCACUUUCCCGAAUUCUAUGUUUAUGAAACAUCUUCUUGUUAUCCACACUGAUGGUCACAUGAGGUGGCCUAUAUCGGCUCAAAACAGCUGGUAGGGAAGUCAAUAUAUCUGGCCAUUUCAAAAGCUUUAUAUUCAACGAGAUUCCAUUGACCUUCGCAGAAGCGUCUCAGAUCACACGUACUUUUCAAGGCUUUUUUGGAUUGAUGACAGCCCCAAGGGGAAGAUAUCAAUCCCGCGUAGUCAGCCGAUCAGACUUCGGUCUUCGUAGCUUUGUGAGCGUACCCCUUUUGCUGAUAUUCACGACGCUGUCGAAUGAGAUUCUCGCGUAAUGCUGGGUUGGAUUUCAUUCGACGCUCCAAACAUUGGAGUCUUUGUUCAGCCAUCGAUUAGCUUCUGGGGAAUUCUAUAUAAACGUAUUUCCACAGUAAACCUGUUUCGAAGCCACCAUCUACUUUAAUAAAACUACAUCGAUUGCAAAGAAAACGUUCGACCGUAAUAUGGAGUUCGAGAUCGGUUGAGCGAUUUCCACUUCCUAUUCUGCCAUGGAUUGCCCAUCCAAGACAACAACGCGUAGCUUUUGAUUCGUUCCGUCGACCCUCUCGUUUCUAACGAGCCACACUGAGUUUUGAGUGUUCCCUCUUCGAUGAUGUUUCGCGGACCAGCAUCUCGGUAGCUUUCUAUUGGAAGCCCUCCGAGAUAAGGAACGCUUACAACCAAAUCUUCGUACACGAGUACUGUGAGAGGUUCUAAGUUAGGUUCAAUGCGGGAGAUGUCCGAAGUCCAGUUCAAGCAAAACGAGCUCAUUCGCGAUGUCUUUGUCCAGUAGAGUUUAUGAGGAACCAUCAUCCAGGAAAGUGAUUGAUGAAUUUGGUCCGUAAAACGUUACAGAAAUAACAUGAAACUCUAUAGAAUUAGCCACCUGUCGAUGUAUACUUACAGUUGCAGAAGUACCGGCUAAGUUUGUCUUCACUACUGGUUUCCUUAUUUUAACAAAUCGCUUCACUUCAUUGUUCUUUCCGGGGUGAAGUAGUUGAUGAUGGUGGGCGUCACAUCCAUCCACUCCACCUGGAUAUAUUGUAUGACAAGGCCAUUUUCCGUACCAAACGAGACAACGACAACGUAAUUGCUGAUUUUCGACAAGCCUACACCGUUUGUUGAGAUUCUGUGCCUUGAACUUUCCGCAAUCCUAAACUUUUUGCCCAAUCUGUUGACGAAUAGGGCAGCAUUUCUGUUUCAGUUGAUCCUGAACUGCUCUGCCUAAACUGUUCUCAGGCCUUACCUUACCUAUACCUUCGAUCUCAUGAGGAUUCAAAAAUGCUUUAUCUCGGGAGGAAGGUCCUUUGGUUUUCUUAUUACCGUUACAGUUGUAACCUGGAAAAUCCAACCAGCGACAAACGUUUUUUAGUGCUAGUUUAGUUCCAUGAUGUUGGAAGUAGUGUGCUGUAUAGCGCAUCAUUGGACAAAUCCAGCACACUACUUCCGACGUGGUUCCAACACCAGAGAAAAUACGAUUGUCGCUGGUUGGAUUUUCCAGUUUUCAACCGCAACCAGAAUACUACUCCUUUUCGCUUCGACGAACAAUGAAACCUCACUGGCUUCCUCGAUGAUUGACGACAUGUAGUUCUCAAAUGUGGUAAUGUCAGUGAAGAGGACAUAAAAAACACAAUUGCAGCUGUUCAAGGUGGCGCCAGUAUUCCAUUAGCCUCUAAACAAUUCAAGGUUCCGUUCGAAACAUGUUGUGCUCGUGUGAAAGCAAAGUGCUCGUCAUCAAUGAAAGCGCGUCAGACAUUUCGUGUGAGUUUACAAUAUAACAAUUUAAGGUGUUGUUGAAGUGGAUAAUCGAAAAAACAUGAUCAAAAAAGAGAAGGAAAAGAAAUCCAAAAAAAUGCUCCGAAGCGCAAACGUGGUCGUCCCACAGCUAAACAACCACGUAAGCCGGAAUGCACAGGUUCUAUUCCACACUCUGGCGACGACGAGGACACCAAAGAAGUAUAACCAGACGCAUAAAACUAAUUAAAAAACUAUUAUUAUCAAAGUGUUUCCAGGUGUUUAACCUUUCCAACGAGUGCUUAUUUGUCCAAAUCAGUGCAAAAACACCAUCGCACGAGUUCGCCAAAAAACUGACCUAUGAUCCCACUCUACUCUAUUUAUACGUAAAUUCAUUAUGACUGAAGCAAUUACUGCUCUUGCAGAAUAAUCCUCUUAUAAUUUAUUUUGUGUAUAAAAUAUUGUUCAGUUAAAAUAUUGCAAAAUAAUUCAUAAAUAGACAUCAUUCGAUUUACAUGGCCAUAUUUUGCAUAUUUUGUGCGUUAAUGAGUUAUUGAAAAUAUAAUUCGCGAUCGUAGCAUGAUGCUACAAAAAACCAAAAAUUGAAAGAAUUUUUCGAAUGACAUAGUAUAGGUUCUAGAUCUAUUCAAACAACACAAAACUCCGUUUUGGGGCCAUGCAUAAAUGACGUAGCAUUUUGGGGGGUAGGGAGGGUAUACCAAAUUUGUUACGAAGUGUGACGAGGGGGAGGGUAGGGUCAGUAGUUCGGCGACGUAGCAUUAAGUUUAAAUUUUUUUGACGGACGUCAAACCCCAUUGAUAAGAGAAAACAAUUUAAUGUUCCUCUAUUCCCAAGAGAAAUAAAUUUAAGUUCACACAAGUUAAUUUCAUGCUGUUUUUCAUUAUGUAUAUUUUGCGAUUCAUGAAAUUACAAGCUUGCAAAAAUACGAAAAGAUUUUGUAUGCUGAUUUAAUUUAGUGCAUUAGUUAGAUAAAGUUGCCAACUAGUAAACUUAGUUUGGUAGCUGAAUUUGGAUUCAACCAAACAAAAAUUAGUAAUUUAGAUGAACGUAUGCUUGUUAUAAUCAUUGGCAGCUGCAGGAUGAGAGAACUUCUCUUCAUGCUCCCCUUGACAUAUAAAAUUCAAAACAAAACUAUCAACACUAUAUUUGUCAUGAAAUGGGCUUAUUUUGUACGCAAUUUGCUGUUAAAAUGAAAAUGUUGAUAAAAGUUGUCAAACAUUUUGAAUGGACAUGCAUUUGCAAUAAUUGUAAAACAUAUGUAAUUUUUUUUUCAUCCUCCGGCCGCGUUGCUCAGGAUGAGGGGGGAGUAGGUAAAUGCUACGUUAUUUACGAGGAGGAGGUUAGAAUUUUGUAAUCAAAUGCUAUGAGGGGGAAGAAGGGGUCAAAAAUCGACGAAAAAAGCUGCGUCAUUUGUAUACGGCCACUUAAAACAAUUUAAAACACCCUCAAAAUCUUGAUUUCUCGCAUUAAAAACAUUUUCUGGGACCUUCAGCACAAAGACGUUGGAUAAGUUGCUAUUUUUCAGCCUAUUUCCGAUUUUUCAAACUAUUCUGGAAAGAAGCAUAAUGAACGUUUAUAACGAAGAGUUAUGCAACACUGUUUUGUAAGAAAUAUUGUGUGAUUUUAAAACAAUAAUAUGAAAAUUAUUAUUUUUAGCGAUUUUUCAUGGAAACUGUGUGAAUGGCUCAACAUUUGUCCGAAAAAACAUUUAUAUUUUAAAAAUGCUAUGAAAGAGCAUUAAAUUUCGUGUCCAGCGGCAUUUUAAUCAUUUUUUCCCAAAUUAUGAAUUCUCCGUAUGGCAGUUAGAGUCAGGUACUCAAGUUAGUUCAAGCAGAAAACUAUAUACAACUAUAGUCGCCAUACUUUGCAAAUUAAUUGUAUUACGUUUAACCCACGGCAUCUUCCAGAGAUUAACACACCAUUUUCGGUUAUAUCGUCCCAGCGUAUAUAUUUAUUAUAUUUUACUGCUUUGUUUCUUAAUGCUGCAUUUUUGUUAUAUUAUUCUUUGCAUGUAAAACUUUACUCCUCAACUAUGCGGAGAACUUUAUUUAGUUUUUUUUUGUCUUUUAUUUCUUCUACUGCAGUUUUCAUGCAUAUAUGCUAGAAAAGGCAUAUCAGUUUUUUUACGUACCAUAAUGGCGGCCAACGACGUUCUGUUCGUAAUAUAUUAGCCCCAUAUAGUAUAGUUUACGCCAUCCGCCCGGUAACUGGAAGUCGUCCUACGUGAGUCAAAUGCGUUGAAAGUUUGUUGAACAAAGCCAAACAUUCCUAACUGGGCGUUGCUAUUUCGCUGACGUAAACUAUUGUCAGAAUAAGGACUGCUUGUAAAUUACGAAGAAGAUAAUCGUCCGCCAUUAUGAUACGUGGAAAACUGGAUAAAUCACUGCGUUUUACAUUUCAAUGCUGCAACGCUCACUUCUAUAAAAAAAACAUGUUGCACCGCGAUUUGAAGAAAGCCCUCUUGAACAAAGCUGGAUAUGUUAAAAAAAUUAAAGCGAACUGAUUACACACAAAUAAACUCAACUGCACAUCUUUGACAGUUCUCUAGUACUGUUUACACGAACUUCGAGCGAACCAAAUCGAUAAUUUUUUGAUAGUUCAUAUAAACAGUACUAGUGAACUGCCAAAAAGUGAAGUUAAUUGUAUCGGUAAAGAACUCUGUAGAGGAGAACCAUUUUGAAUUGUUAUGAAUUGCCAAAAAAGUUGUUUUUCAUACCUCUGUUUUCUUGCAUUGGGGUUUUUUAACAUAUCCAGUUUUCCAGCUGUUUUCGAAGAUCUGUAUAAUGUGAAAGCAUAGCCUCAACACAACAUCUCAAUGCAUUAAAAUAUUCUAAAAAACUGCACCACCCCGCCAUUUUGUUAUGGGGCUAAUAAGUGAUUACAAGCACUUCCAUAUUCAUUGGAUCGCCUGAACGCUAGAACCAAACAAACCCUUCUAAAGACAGUGUACAUUUAGAGCACUUUAACUAGUUAGAUAGAUGAACACAUAUCUUUUACAGAGAAUAAGAAAAAUCGUUAGACUAAUAAAACACUUGCUAGAUCUAUCUACAAUACAACUAGACAUUCCAUAUAUUUCAUCUUCAUUCAAUCAAACUGCUUAAUGCAAUGCUCGCAAUGAUUAGCACUAAUACUACAGCCGCGAAAUAAAGUUUUCAAGUCAGUUUGAAAUUAUCGAACAAAUACUAUUCUAACUUUUGACGCACUCACGCAAACAAGCUAGAGCAUUAAAUUGAACACACAACAUUGCAAACCUAUGGAACAAGAAUAUGACAAUAAGCAAGUUUUGAUCCCUCUUUCUCCAAGAUCUUUGGAUACUAAUUUUUCGAUACAUUUUACACGAUAACGCAAUAAAACUACGAACCGCGAGAGUUCGGCAUUAUAGUUCCGCCGAGGAAAAUAAGGACUCAACCACUGACAAUAACAAAAAUGCACAACUUUUCCGUAGAAUAUGAUCGAUUCUGAUUUGCUGAAUAAAACGCGGAUCACAACUAGCAGUCAGACAACGUUGGCUGCAUUUGAUUGUCAGACGUGAACAGCUCCUGUGACACAAUCACGAUGAACCCUUAGGUAUAUAUGGUGGCUGAUAUCAAUAAGAAUGCAGAAAGUUAUUGUUUUUCAUACAUACAUGCAAUCUAUAACCAUGUGAAAAUAACAGUUGUUGAAACAUAGGAAAAAUAUCGAUAGUUGAAUAAGUUACGGAAAUAAAUUCAUCUUGUACGUUGCCAAUUUUAUACUCCUGCCCAAUAUGACAUUAUAUUACUGCAUUUCACAUUACUCUUUUCUUUAAAAUUAUCAUAAUAUUCGGUUUCGGUGUUUGAAUUGUUGAAUCACAUAAUUCAGUGCGCGACCAGACAACACGCUCGAUGUCACGGUCACCCUCUUCUCAAUGAUUCUUCUUGUGGAAUUCAAAACGAUGGAGAUCGUAAUAUAACAUCUAAAGUAAAAAGCAUUAUUCUGCGUUAAAACGACGGAUUGCUCUUUCAAACGGAUGUCAUUAGUCAUUCUCAAUAACGAUAGAAACUCCAAACGACAGUCUGAUUGAAUCGAGCUAGAUUCGUUUGAAAAACCAACCCGUCGAAACACAAAAUAAAGCUAAUACGGGAACAUGGGGAAACUUGACCAAGCGCGAGAUUCUAAAAUUGGUAAUAACAUGUUCUAUUUGGUUCUUAAACUUUUUAAAAAAAAUAUUUUUAUACUUGUUUCGAUCCCUUCAGGUAAUUUUG
Topomyia yanbarensis is the source of this 13463-nucleotide messenger RNA. It is a transcript of the gene Ent2, whose product is annotated as equilibrative nucleoside transporter 1. The transcript is spliced from 8 exons. Gene Ontology annotation, molecular function: nucleoside transmembrane transporter activity. Gene Ontology annotation, biological process: nucleoside transmembrane transport. NCBI's taxonomy places the organism in Eukaryota, Metazoa, Arthropoda, Insecta, Diptera, Culicidae. Gene Ontology annotation, cellular component: plasma membrane. The record is from RefSeq and is a predicted model, not a curated record. Bases 730 to 2205 code for a protein of 491 amino acids.